ACAUCCAGAACGGAGCUUUCGACCUAAUUCAAUCCGUUGCAUCUUCCCGUUUUCGAAACGUAUCAUUUAUACAAUUUGAACGAAUGGGCAUGUAAGAUAUUAGUCUAACGAUAUCCCUGAUUAUUUUGGGUCGAGCCGAGGCGGACUUUGAGGAGAAAGUGCUCCAAAGUAGCGGAGGGACAAACGGACAUUUGACCCUGAAGAUGAGAAAGAGGGGAGUCCCGGAAAAAGUCCUUAUUUCAGGGGUCGGAGGCUCCUCCAUGGACAAAAAACAAACGGUUCUGACCCGGUACAGCAAUGCGACAUAUUAUCAGAUCUUAUCACCUCCGCCCUGUCCGAACCAGACUAACAAUGUCGGUGUCGCAGACCCGACCGUGAGUCAGCUUUACACUACACCCAUAGGGGUGUCUACAAACGGGACAGGACCGCGACCAGCCAUCGGAAGACCCCCGGCGAAGCGUCGGUUGGAGCUGGAGGAGAGGGACCAGUACACCACUGAGCCAAUCAGUGAGCCCAGAGCUAAGAGAGCCACUACCCACUCCCUCAGAAGAACCCAGACUCCUCCCUCCCCGUUAGAGAAGACCAGGUAUGACACAUCUCUAUGCCUCCUGACCCAGAAGUUUGUCCAGCUGCUGGCCCAGUCCAGUGACGGGGUGGUGGACCUGAACCGGGCAGCGGAGUCCCUCAAGGUGCAGAAGAGACGUCUCUAUGACAUCACCAACGUCCUGGAGGGGGUGCAUCUCAUCAAGAAGUCGUCCAAGAACAACAUCCAGUGGCUGGGCUGUAGCCUGUCUCCAGAAGGAGUGGCCAGUGUCCAGAACCCUGGCUCUGUGGGUAAAGAACUGCUGGAGUUGACCCAGGAGGAGAAGAGACUGGAUGAACUCAUACACACCUGCACACUCAUCGUCCAACAGAUGACUGAAGACACACCCACAAGGAAGUUUGCGUACAUAUCGUAUGAUGAUGUGAAAAGGAUUCCUAGUCUGAAUGACCAGACGGUCAUCAUGGUCAAAGCCCCUGCUGAAACCAGACUGGAGGUGCCAGACCCUGCAGAGAGUCUCCAGGUCCACUUGAGCAGCACCCAGGGUCCAAUAGAAGUCUUCCUGUGCUCAGAUGAUCACGCCCCUUCCUCCCCGCUGAAAAACAACUCUGCGCUGAACGGAAAUGGACAUCCACCCUCAUCUUCGUCAUAUGUCAACGGAAACUCCACAUCCUUCCUCAAGGUGUCACAAGAGGGUAAUAACUACACCGGUAACGGUUUCUCCAACGCCCUGUCCAGGCUCCCAGCAUGCUCAGCGGUGACUGUCACUCCUGUCUCCCCCCUGCCCUCCUCCCUCACUUCCCUCCUCCCCCUCCAGGACGUUGACCAGGAGCCCUUCAUCCCCCUCUCUCUCGUGGGGGAUGACUACCUGCUUAGCCUGGGCGAAGACGAAGGCAUCAGCGACCUGUUCUCCUACGAUCUGGACCGGCUUCCACUAGACAACCUGCUCUGUAAUUGAGUGAAAUGUAAUCUCGGCGGCCAUUUUGGGGAAUUUUAGUUUGGCCAUUUUGGAGCCAGAUUGUGGUUGUUUCCAGUUAUAAAGAACUGAUUUAGAGCCCAGCGGGCUCUAUGGAAUGCAGCACAGCAGCCAUUUUGGAGCAAGGCUUUGUUUUCUUGACCUUGUGGACUGGACUGCUCAUAGAGGACCUGCUGUGUAAUUGACCCCUGGCCAGCGACGAGAGAAGGGAAAUACCUGCUCUUGCUAUUGAGCUGAUCAAAGGAAGUACGUUUCAGUUCAGACUGUAGGGGUGAAUUCUGUGGCUUAAAGAAUGGACAAACCUCUUCUCAAAGCCUGUCUUUCUGGUCUUGCACUGACAGGCAAACCAACAUCCUAAACAAUCACUCGCCCUCCAUAGCAGACUGUUAUUCUAAUGAACUGUUCUCAUCUGAAAGCAGAAGAUUGUCCCUAACAGAGAUGGGUUAUGGAUGUUAACCCAGACAGAUUCUUACCCAUAUCUACCAUUGUGUGACUGUUAUCUGUGAACUAGUUUUUUUUAAUAAUGUGAUGUACUGGAGACCCGACGGUGGAUCCUGGCUCACCAGAGUGGAGCAGACCUGCUAUCUACGUCCCAAGAUGGUGAUGUCUGCCUUGGCAUCAAUUUUUUUUUUUUUUGCGUGAGUAACCUGGUCUUUCACACGGAGCCUUCUGACACAAUACUGGAAGAGACUGACUGGUAUUGUUCAGAUAACCAGAGUAUGUACUGAAAGGUGGGCCUUCUUCUGAUGUAACGGUUUACUACACAAUUGGUGUAUGUUUUGUUUGUUGUUUUAGAGGAGGAAGUGAAUAUUGCUCCUGUUGCCGUGUGGGACAUCCACUACAUGUUCCUCUACUGCCGUCCAUUAACUGCUUCUAUAUCCAGGGAUGAGCAAUGUGCCUCCACACACACACACACACACACACACACACACACACACACACACACACACACACACACACACACACACCACCAUGCAAGAGUCACGUAGACAAGUCCCCAUUUUGUUUUUAUCCACUGCAGCCAUGUUACUUAUUGAAUAACUAACUUAUUAACCAACUCAAGUCAUUUCUCAGGGCCCCCAAAUUACUUCCUACUUGAAAUACAAUUUUUUAAUUACUUAAUUAAAAUGUACAAAUGGAUUCUAAUGAUUUUUUUUUUGGUGCCAGAUAUUUGAAUGACCCCAAUCAUUAACCCAUUGAUUAAAAAUGUAUAUCCAUUUUUUUUUUUUUUUUUGACCCUUCGAUUGGUAUAGACAUGUGACCUUUAAACUAGCCAACCGUACUAUAUAUUCAGCUUUCCUUUACGGGCUGAACCUGGUUGGUUUUAGAGAAGUGCUUUACUAGAUGGUGUCCUGUGGUCUUUACUAGUGUAUGACAUUGGACCAGAGCUCUAUGGGUUGAUGACAGAACUUACCAUGAAGUCCUUUUUGAGUCAAUUGACUGCUAUGAAAGUAUGUUGGAGAACAGACAUGUCCUGAACGUAACCAUAUACUCUGUCGUCUUACAGUAAUGUGUAUUAUUUUUUUUAUUUUUUAUUUUAUUUUUAUAUAUAAACAUGUGAAGUCAUUUCUAAGGUACUGUACUAGAAGGUAUUCUGGUGAUAGAUUGGCUUACCAGUCUGUUUCUACAUGGUUUGUAAUGACGAUGAGUUGACGUGAUGACACAAACAGAUCUGGGACCAGGCUAGUCUGGCUAUUUCUCCCAGGCGUUUGUCCAUACCUGUAUAGCACAUGUUCCUAUGAAGUGGCCUCGGUUUGAAGUUGUCUUUUUGCACAGUUGUCCCAUAUGAGUUUCAUGUCUAUGUGCUUUUGAGUUGUGUACUGCCUGGUUUCCUAGCCUGCCUGCUUGCCGUUAGGCUAGCCUGGUUGCCGUUAGGCUAGCCUGGUUUCCUAGCCUGCCUGCUUGCCGUUAGGUUAGCCUGGUUGCCGUUAGGCUAGCCUGGUUGCCGUUAGGUUAGCCUGCUUGCCGUUAGGCUAGCCUGGUUGCCGUUAGGCUAGCCUGGUUGCCGUUAGGUUAGCCUGGUUGCCGUUAGGUUAGCCUGGUUGCCGUUAGGUUAGCCUGCUUGCCGUUAGGUUAGCCUGCUUGCCGUUAGGUUAGGCUAGCCUGGUUGCCGUUAGGUUAGCCUGGUUGCCGUUAGGUUAGCCUGGUUGCCGUUAGGCUAGCCUGGUUGCCGUUAGGCUAGCCUGGUUGCCGUUAGGUUAGCCUGGUUGCCGUUAGGCUAGCCUGGUUUCCUAGCCUGCCUGCUUGCCGUUAGGUUAGCCUGCCUGCCGUUAGGUUAGCCUGGUUGCCGUUAGGCUAGCCUGGUUGCCGUUAGGUUAGCCUGGUUGCCGUUAGGCUAGCCUGGUUUCCUAGCCUGCCUGCUUGCCGUUAGGUUAGCCUGGUUGCCGUUAGGCUAGCCUGGUUUCCUAGCCUGCCUGCUUGCCGUUAGGUUAGCCUGGUUGCCGUUAGGCUAGCCUGGUUUCCUAGCCUGCCUGCUUGCCGUUAGGUUAGCCUGGUUGCCGUUAGGCUAGCCUGGUUUCCUAGCCUGCCUGCUUGCCGUUAGGUUAGCCUGGUUGCCGUUAGGCUAGCCUGGUUUCCUAGCCUGCCUGCUUGCCGUUAGGCUAGCCUGGUUGCCGUUAGGCUAGCCUGGUUGCCGUUAGGCUAGCCUGGUUGCCGUUAGGCUAGCCUGGUUUCCUAGCCUGCCUGCUUGCCGUUAGGCUAGCCUGGUGCCAGCUCUGUUUUGUGUUAUCACGUCAACUCCUUGUCCUAAUGAACAUAACGGCACAAACAUCUGGGAACAGGCUACAAUUAAGUAGGAAAAGCAGCCAUUGAUUUCAUCCUCAAUACCGUACUGUAUUUCAGUGACUACUCUUGCUGUCCCCCAGGAAGUAGGGUGACGUUGACCCAGGAUGUUGAUCUUGGGUCAGUUUUGCAUUUCACUAAUGCAAAAGGCUUGGAGAAGGAGAAUCUGAUCCUAGAUCUGUAUCUAGGGGAAACUGCACCUUGGUGUACUGGUCCUCUGGCCAUCUAUGUUUGAUGGUGUUAUCAGUCUUUUCUCUGCAGUUUAGCUUUUUAGAUCUUCUAUUAAGUUUUAAUUGUGAUUUCUAAAUAAAUAUAUAAAUGAUUUUUUUACUUAAUGCUUUUAUUAAGAUGUUUUGAUUUUUCUGAAUGUUCUGCUCAUGAAUUGCUGUUUGUAGCCCACCGUCCAGCGAUACGGUGCCGGGCUUAAACCAGAGGACAUGUAGGAUUCUGCAUUUACAUCACGUUACAACGUUUUAUGGCAGCCAUGUUAUGGCAGCCCCAUAAACAAUACAUGGGAAAUAUUUUAAUUCUUCACGAAACAAAAAAAUAAACGCAACAUAUAUAGUGUUGGUUUUUAUGAGCUGAAAUAAAAGAUCCCGUUUCCCAUACGG
Messenger RNA from Salvelinus namaycush (lake trout), 4909 nucleotides. Its product is annotated as transcription factor E2F3-like. NCBI's taxonomy places the organism in Eukaryota, Metazoa, Chordata, Actinopteri, Salmoniformes, Salmonidae. Gene Ontology annotation, biological process: regulation of transcription by RNA polymerase II. Gene Ontology annotation, cellular component: RNA polymerase II transcription regulator complex. The transcript has 7 exons. Bases 204 to 1499 code for a protein of 431 amino acids. Gene Ontology annotation, molecular function: RNA polymerase II cis-regulatory region sequence-specific DNA binding; DNA-binding transcription factor activity, RNA polymerase II-specific; protein dimerization activity. The record is from RefSeq and is a predicted model, not a curated record.